AUGGAUGCGUCUCAUAGGCUUCGCGAGGCGCUAGCGAUGCAGUUGGACUGGAUAACCGUCCUGGUAACUCACCGUCGUCGUUCCUACAGCAUGUGGAGGACGAAGCAGUCUGCUUUAUUUGCGUUUAUGCAUUUCUGUUUUUUGCUGGUUUUAUUUGCUCAUUUUGUUAACGAAGUCGUGACGUGGGCGCUUACGUUUUUGCUGCAGACGGCAGCGCUUUGCCUCUCCUUACUUCAUAUCACGCUCGUCACGGACUACGCAGAAAGGAUGAACAACGCAAUGGAACUGGAGCAGCAACUUAACCCACUGAUCAUUGCGGAAUUGAGUAUUCGUUGCUUUGCGUUGCUUAAUUGUGUCUUGAUGGGUGGCUGGUUUAUGACUAUUGCCAGUUUGUUGGAACUGGGGUACGACUACUGGAUUUUUAGGAAAAGCGACUUUCUUGUAGAUGCAACAACGGCGUGGAAAAAACUUGGUGCCCUUGAGGUGGACUCACGUGUACGUUUGCUGUACCAGGCUUUUAUGGUGAUAGCUGCAAUGUUAAACUUUGUUUUUUCAUUGGUGUACAUGUAA
Messenger RNA from Trypanosoma rangeli, 570 nucleotides. RefSeq lists its product as uncharacterized. Gene Ontology annotation, biological process: vesicle-mediated transport. The transcript has a single exon. The record is from RefSeq and is a predicted model, not a curated record. NCBI's taxonomy places the organism in Eukaryota, Euglenozoa, Kinetoplastea, Trypanosomatida, Trypanosomatidae. Bases 1 to 570 code for a protein of 189 amino acids.